Molecule: messenger RNA, 3549 nt
Organism: Molossus molossus (Pallas's mastiff bat)
Lineage: Eukaryota; Metazoa; Chordata; Mammalia; Chiroptera; Molossidae
Gene: SLC45A3
Product: solute carrier family 45 member 3
Exons: 8
Coding region: 664-2325 (553 amino acids)
Biological process (GO): transmembrane transport
Cellular component (GO): membrane
Molecular function (GO): sucrose:proton symporter activity
Source: RefSeq, a predicted model, not a curated record
CGCGUGGGGGCAGGAGGAGGCCGAGCUCGAGCGCGCGGGCCGUGGUGACAGCCAGGGGCUGCAGUCCGUGGUCCCCAGCACCUUCACAGCGGACUGUCACAUAAUCGGGGCUCAGUAAGUGUUGCAUGGAUAGUGGAAGCUGGGCUGGGGCUCCCAGACAGGGCAACAAAAGCAACUUUCCUCCAAGCCACUGCCACCUGUUGGGUUUUCACACAUUGGGGGUGCAGAGUUGCAUUGAGUGGUGUGUUCAGGUGUCUGGGAGCCCUGAGAAGUCGUGGCCCUGGCUGUCGGAGCCCGUUGCUGCCUUUUUAUAGGGCGGGAUCAGGAAGAGCAGACCCCCCUUCUUGGGAAGGAUUUGAGCCCAGAGAAUCAAAGACUAAUAUGGGCUGGAGGGCACUGAAGCCACGCAGUCUAGCCUGUGCCCCUUCCACCCAGCGCCCAGGACCUGAAUGCUAUGUCCCCACCAACAUGCCCACAGCAAGAGGCAUUUAGCAUAGGCUGAGAAGCUGAACCUGCACGGAGGGCUGGCAGAAAUGGGCUCCCGGCUGAGUCCUGGGCAGUCUGCGGCAGCGAGGAGGAGACACCUGGGCAUCUGGAGCGGGGCUGGGACGAAGCAGUUCUGGAGCGAGUGACCGGGCUGGAGCCCUACCCACCUGGCCCACCAUGGUCCAGAGGCUGUGGGUGAGCCGCCUGCUGCGGCAUCGGAAGGCCCAGCUCCUGCUGGUCAACCUGCUGACCUUCGGCCUGGAGGUGUGUCUGGCUGCAGGAAUCACCUACGUGCCACCCCUGCUUUUGGAAGUGGGGGUAGAAGAGAAGUUCAUGACCAUGGUGCUGGGCAUCGGUCCAGUGCUGGGCCUGGUCUCGGUCCCACUCCUAGGCUCAGCCAGUGACCACUGGCGUGGGCGCUAUGGCCGCCGGAGGCCCUUCAUCUGGGCCCUGUCCCUGGGCGUGCUGCUGAGCCUCUUUCUCAUCCCGAGGGCCAGCUGGCUGGCGGGGCUGCUGUGCCCGGACCCCAGGCCCCUGGAGUUGGCACUGCUGAUCCUGGGCGUGGGGCUGCUGGACUUCUGCGGCCAGGUGUGCUUCACCCCGCUGGAGGCCCUGCUCUCCGACCUCUUCCGGGACCCAGACCACUGCCGCCAGGCCUUCUCCGUCUACGCGUUCAUGAUCAGCCUUGGGGGCUGCCUGGGCUACCUCCUGCCUGCCAUUGACUGGGAUGCCAGCGCCCUGGCCCCUUACCUGGGCACCCAGGAAGAGUGCCUCUUCGGCCUGCUCACUCUCAUCUUCCUCACUUGCAUGGCAGCCACGCUGCUUGUAGCCGAGGAGGCCGCACUGGGCCCAGCUGAGCCCGUGGAAGGCUCGUCGGUCCUCUCCAGGGCAGCCCACUGCUGCCCGUGUCCCGCCCGCCUGGCCGUCCGGAACCUGGGCGCCCUGUUUCCCCGGCUGCACCAGCUCUGCUGCCGCGUGCCGCGCACCCUGCGCCGACUCUUCGUGGCUGAGCUGUGCAGCUGGAUGGCAUUCAUGACCUUCACGCUGUUUUACACGGACUUCGUGGGUGAGGGGCUGUACCAGGGUGUGCCCAGGGCCGAGCCAGGCACCGAGGCCCGGAGACACUAUGAUGAAGGAGUCCGGAUGGGCAGCCUGGGGCUGUUCCUGCAGUGUGCCAUCUCCCUGCUCUUCUCUUUGGUCAUGGACCGGCUGGUGCAGCGAUUCGGCACCCGGGCCGUCUAUCUGGCCAGUGUGGUGGCUUUCCCUGUGGCUGCUGGCGCCACGUGCCUGUCCCGCAGUGUGGCUGUUGUGACCGCCUCAGCGGCGCUCACCGGGUUCACCUUCUCCACCCUGCAGAUUCUGCCCUACACCCUUGCCUCCCUCUACCACCGGGAGAAGCAGGUGUUCCUGCCCAAGUACCGAGGAGAUGCUGGAGGGGGUGCCAGUGAGGACAGCCUGAUGACCAGCUUCCCACUGGGCCCGAAGGCCGGGUCCCCCUUUCCCAAUGGACACGUGGGUGCUGGAGGCAGCGGCCUGCUCCCAUCCGCGCCUGCGCUCUGCGGGGCCUCUGCCUGUGACGUCUCCAUGCGCGUGGUGGUGGGCGAGCCGCCCGAGGCCCGGGUCGUUUCAGGCAGGGGCAUCUGCCUGGACCUUGCCAUCCUGGACAGUGCCUUCCUGCUGUCCCAGGUGGCCCCGUCCCUGUUUAUGGGCUCUAUUGUCCAGCUCAGCCAGUCUGUCACUGCCUACAUGGUAUCAGCCGCAGGCCUGGGUCUGGUUGCCAUUUACUUUGCUACACGGGUAGUAUUUGACAAGAAUGACUUGGCCAAAUACUCAGUGUAGAGUACUUACUACCCACUGAAGGAGGGCUUGCCUCACUGGGUCCCAGCUCCCCUUCUUCCAGGCGCUAUAGGGCUGUGGGGCUGGCCUCCCAGUUUCUAUUGCUGCCAAAAUGGGGUGGCUCUCUGCUGCCACCCCACGGCGGUAAGGUGCAUAGCUGCACAGACAGGGCGCUGGGGCUUCCCUCCCACCGCUCCCAUCUUCAGGGCUGUGGCUGACUGCAGAUGGGCCUAAGGCAGGACUUACAGAGGGAGAGAAGAAGGUCAGGGUAUUUGAUUAGCACCGUGCACUGGAAUGCAGGACUCUAGCAGGAUUACCCAGGCUCAGGGUUAAUAGCUAGUGUCCUGAUCAAGAUAUACCAAGAGAAGGUAUUUGGGAGCUAUGUGAACUCAGCCACCAGGUCUCCCAUCUCCAAGCCCCCAUAUCCUGUAGGUUCUCCCAGUGUUGCUCUAGUGUGAAACUCUCCCCCACAGGGUUUGAAAGUAUAAAAGUUACUUGGGGGGCAGAUUUCUGAGGGGAGAGGGGACACGGCCUGGCCCACAGCACUGCCUUUCCACUGGUUCCCCCAGCCCUGUGUCUUAUCAGGACAUGGCUUGUUGGUCCCUGUGUCUCCAUCAUAGGGACACAGGCCUUUAAAUAUUUAACUUAUUUAUUUAACUAAAUAGAGGGGAAUCGAUUCCCAGCUCUGCCAUGUCGGUGUCUAGGAAGUGACAUCCUGACGACUGGGUCUUUGAGAUGACUGGCUGUUGGGCUAAGCGUUGCCAGAAUGCCAGAAUCUUCAUUUCUUGGAGUGAUUGGCCUGGCCCUAAAACUGCCUCGAGCUUUGAAACUCUGCUAACCCCAACUGAGAUCCCAACUCCUCUGCCCCAGGGCUGGGUAAAGGCCGAGGGUGGGGUUCAGGUCUCAGCAGCCUCCCUUGCCUCCCCUCCUCUCUUGGCCCAGCCUGCCCCACCCCGCUCCCCUCUGCUUCCUCUGGGACUGGGCUGAUGAAGGAGCUGCCCGCCCCCACCUUUCUCUAUUGGCUUCACAGCCUCUCUUUGGGGCUGUUUCUGGACCAGAAGCACCCAACGUGGUUCCUUGAACCUUUAUCCCUCUCAGCCCCCAGGGCAUAUCUGUGCUUGGGGACUCUGGCACAGAAUCUCAGGAGCACCUCCUGCCUAGGCUAAGGAGGGCAUAUCUCUGGGGGGUUUUAAGUGCCGUUUGCAAUAACGUCAUGUCUUAUUUAUG